ACAAUAUUAUUCAACUAGACCCUCUUCACAGACUGCUGCAGAUAACUGAAUUGUGAAGGUCUUCUGUGAGGUUGAUACAUUGAUGAAUUCCAGGAUGACCAUCCGUGUGAUUGUGUUUCUAACACUUACUGGACUGUGCGUCGCUGAUUCCAAAGGGAAUCUUGCUCUUGGAGCCACAGCUGUCCAGUCUUCCACAGCUGCUCAAGAAGUUGCUCAACAUGCUGUCGAUGGGAACAGGAAUCCACUUGCCAGUGCUGGGUCAUGCAGUCAUACUAAUGCGGACAAGGACCCCUGGUGGAGAGUUGACUUGUUGGAUGUCUACAAGAUAACCAGGGUUAGCAUCACUAAUCGUGGAGAUUGUUGUGCAGAGAGAAUAAAUGGUGCUCAGAUCCGUAUCGGCAACAGCCUGGAAAAUAAUGGCAACAAUAAUGAGCUGGCUGCGACUGUUGAGUCCAUCCCACUUGGAGACACAAAAACAUUUGAGUUUAACCCUAUUACAGGGCGAUAUGUCAACAUUAUUAUACCUGGGCGCAAUGAAUAUCUCACACUGUGUGAAGUCGAGGUGUUUGCAGAAAACUACACACCAUCAUACACUUGUGUUCUAAUCCAAAGGAAUCUUGCUAUUGGAGCCACAGCUGUCCAGUCUUCCACAGCUGCUCAAGAAGUUGCUCAACAUGCUGUCGAUGGGAACAGGAAUCCACUUGCCAGUGCUGGGUCAUGCAGUCAUACUAAUGUGGACAAGGACCCCUGGUGGAGAGUUGACUUGCUGGAUGUCUACAGGAUAACCAGGGUUAGCAUCACUAAUCGUGGAGAUUGUUGUGCAGAGAGAAUAAAUGGUGCUCAGAUCCGUAUCGGCAACAGCCUGGAAAAUAAUGGCAACAAUAAUGAGCUGGCUGCGACUGUUGAGUCCAUCCCACUUGGAGACACAAAAACAUUUGAGUUUAACCCUAUUACAGGGCGAUAUGUCAACAUUAUUAUACCUGGGCGCAAUGAAUAUCUCACACUGUGUGAAGUCGAGGUGUUUGCAGAAAACUACACACCAUCAUACACUUGUGUUCUAAUCCAAAGGAAUCUUGCUAUUGGAGCCACAGCUGUCCAGUCUUCCACAGCUGCUCAAGAAGUUGCUCAACAUGCUGUCGAUGGGAACAGGAAUCCACUUGCCAGUGCUGGGUCAUGCAGUCAUACUAAUGUGGACAAGGACCCCUGGUGGAGAGUUGACUUGUUGGAUGUCUACAGGAUAACCAGGGUUAGCAUCACUAAUCGUGGAGAUUGUUGUGCAGAGAGAAUAAAUGGUGCUCAGAUCCGUAUCGGCAACAGCCUGGAAAAUAAUGGCAACAAUAAUCAGCUGGCUGCAACUGUUGUGUCCAUCCCACUUGGAGAGACACAAACAUUUGAGUUUAAGCCUAUUAAUGGGCGAUUUGUCAACAUUUUUAUUCCUGGGCGCAAUGAAUAUCUCACACUGUGUGAGGUUGAGGUGUUUGCAGAUUAAGUGGAAUGAGAUGAUGUUACACCACAGUCCACUGAUCCUAUAAG
This is a messenger RNA of Megalobrama amblycephala (Wuchang bream), 1533 nucleotides long. RefSeq lists its product as uncharacterized. Bases 83 to 1489 code for a protein of 468 amino acids. The record is from RefSeq and is a predicted model, not a curated record. The transcript is spliced from 12 exons. NCBI's taxonomy places the organism in Eukaryota, Metazoa, Chordata, Actinopteri, Cypriniformes, Xenocyprididae.